This is a messenger RNA of Lingula anatina, 1456 nucleotides long. RefSeq names its product inactive hydroxysteroid dehydrogenase-like protein 1. The record is from RefSeq and is a predicted model, not a curated record. NCBI's taxonomy places the organism in Eukaryota, Metazoa, Brachiopoda, Lingulata, Lingulida, Lingulidae. Gene Ontology annotation, molecular function: oxidoreductase activity.
GAAAAUAUGGCUGCAGUGGUCGAUAGCUUCAGCUUUUUAGCAAAAGAAAUUAUUAGUGUCCUCACAUCAUUUAGAGACGCAUUGGCAUUAAUAGGUGCAAUUUAUGCAGCAAGAAAGACCCUUGGAUUGAGUUACAAAGUUGUCAGCGCGAUUCGAUUCGUUCUUUACACCAAAUUUGGACGCAGAGAUCUAGUUCGCUAUGGACAUUGGGCAGUUGUAACUGGUUGCACACAUGGCAUAGGAAAGGCAUAUGCAUAUGAAUUGGCCAGUGGUGGACUUAAUAUCAUACUUGUAAGCAGAGGUCUGAAAAAACUUCAGGAGGUUGCGAAAGAUAUUGAGGAGAGCUUUGGAGUGCAGACCUGCAUUGUCCCAGUGGAUUUUAAUGAAGCAGAUGAUGCAUAUCCUGGUAUUCAGUCUAAGAUUCAAGACAAAGAAGUAGGAAUUUUAGUUAAUAAUGUAGGUGUUAUGUAUGAUUAUCCCCAGUUUUUCUUAGAUGUCCAGCCAGAGAGACUUUGGCAAUUAGUGAAUGUAAAUGUAGCUGCUGCAACAAUGAUGACUCACUUGGUUCUUCCUCAGAUGGUUGCCAGGGGAAGAGGUGUUGUUGUGAACAUGUCCUCCAGUGCAUGCUUUCUCCCCACUCCACAAAUGACUGUUUAUUCUGCCACAAAGGCAUACCUUGACUGCUUCAGCAGAGCAUUGCAGGUGGAAUACAAAGAUAGGGGGAUCAUAGUCCAGUGUCUCAUGCCUUGGUAUGUUGCCACUCGGAUGACGCAGUAUAGUGAAACAUUAUCUGAUCCAAGCACCCUUAUUCCUAGUGCACAAGUGUAUGCCAGAAAUGCUGUGGCUACCAUAGGGUUUUCAUCCAGAACAACAGGGUACUGGCCACAUUCAAUAUUGUCUUGGUUCUGCAGUUACAUCCCAGAGUCCUUGUGGAUGUGGUUCUCCAUGCGCCUGAACAAUGCACUGCGACAACAAGCUCAUCGGCGUAUCAAGAUGAAAAAAUUAAAACAUAGUGAAUCACUAAGCUCUUUUAGUGAUGAAGAUUUGGCCCAACAGUCAAAGCAGGACUAAUGGUAUUGACAGUUUUCAACAACAGAAAAAAAAUCAGAAAAAUACUUUGCAAAACAGAGUUUAUAAUGAGGAAAUGUUAAGUGUCAUACACCAGUCCAUAUUUCCAGAGGUGCUGUUAUUUAUAACAUUCAUACAUAUUGCUUUAUAUUACUCCAAUUUUGCUGUUUAAGAGUUGUGACCUGAAAACUUGUGACAGUUUUGAUGUUUAUUGAUGACAUCGAUAUUCAAUGUUUAUUGGGAGAUCUUGGGAGUCCUGUAUUGCAUGUUGUAUGGAGUUAUUUCAUAGAACAAUAAGAAACAAUACAAAGAAUCUUAAAAUUAAAACCCCAGUAAUGUCUAGUAUUAAAUACUAACAGAUCAAUUUAAUUUAUAUUGUUAAAUGAAA